This is a messenger RNA of Magnusiomyces paraingens, 4242 nucleotides long. RefSeq lists its product as uncharacterized. Lineage: Eukaryota; Fungi; Ascomycota; Dipodascomycetes; Dipodascales; Dipodascaceae. The transcript is spliced from 2 exons. The coding region runs from base 1 to 4242 and encodes 1413 amino acids. Gene Ontology annotation, molecular function: protein binding. The record is from RefSeq and is a predicted model, not a curated record.
AUGGCAAUCAUCAAAAAGUGGAACAAAAGCAAAAAGGAAGCUAAAGCUCAGAUCUCUUCGUCGUCAAUAAACGGCUCCCAAGAGCACUCUACUUCAGCUUCAGCUUCCCCCGCUACCUCAAGCCCAAAGUCUUCGGAAGUUGGCUCUGCCCAUGGCCAAGCACAACCAUCUUCUGCUCCAACUUCACCUGAAACUCCACAUACCCAUAGAGGAACAAAUGCUCCCUCCGGGUCAGGAACUGAUGACUUAAAGUCUCCAACCAGUAACUACUCAGACAACUCAGCUGCAACAAGUAUGCUUAAUACAAAAUCUUCAAACUCGGGCUUUGGAGGGUAUCCCCAAGGCUCACAACAGCAACAAGGCCAGCAACAAGGCCAACAACAAUAUUAUGACUCCUCAUAUAACCCAAAUGGAUCUCAUCAGGUUAUUUACUCUAAUAAUAACAAUAAUCCUGGAGGACCUGGAAACAAUAAACAGGGUCCUUCUCAAGGUUACCAAAACCAUCCAAAUCUCAAUGGUCAUGGUUAUCCUAAUCAACAGCAACAGCAACAGCAACAGCAACAGCAACAGCAACAGCAGCAACGAAUGAACCCACAACAACCUCAUCCACAAAGUUCUAUGCAGAGCAUUCAUCAACAGAAAUACCCAUAUCUGGGACCUCAACAGCAACAGCAACAACAGCAUCAGCAUCAGCAACAACAGCCUCAGCCUCAGCCUCAGCCUCAGCCCCAGCCCCAGCCUCAGACACAGCAGAAGCAUCAACAACAGCAAUAUCCUCAGCAGAAAUUGCAACCCCCGGUGCAAAUCCAACAACGCUCACAAUAUGCUCCUGGAAACCCUGGUCCACAGAAUUGGAAUGGACAACAGCAACAAAAGCCUAUGCAACAAGCUCAACCACAGGGUCAACCGGGACACCAGCAGCAACAGCAGCAGCAGCAACAACUUGGUCCGCAGCAAGGUCCACAGCAGGGUCCAUCUCAACAAGUUAUUCAACAGCAGCAACAACCACUUCUUCAACAACAACAACAACAACCCCUUCAACCUCAGCCUCAACCUCAACCUCAACAGCCUCAGCUUCAACAACAAGCUUCCCAACAAGGCCUUAUGCCCCAGUACCCCUGGUCCCAAAGAUAUAUUUCAAACGCUUCCCCCUUCCCUCGUUAUGGCCAUGCUGCUAACCACAUUGCAGCCCGUGAUGGUGAAGUUUUCGUCAUGGGAGGCCUCAAGGGUUCAAACGUUUUUGGCGAUCUUUGGGUCAUUGAAACUGAUACUCUUACAGGAUAUCUUCUAGAAACUGAAGGAUGCCCUAGCCCCCGAGUCGGCCAUUCAGCCCUUUCUCUCGGAAACGCCUUUAUCGUUUUUGGUGGUGACACUAAAAUUGAGGAAACAGAUGUUCUUGAUGACAAUCUUUACCUCCUCAAUACAAACACUCUCAAAUGGACUGUCCCUAACCCUGUUGGCCCGAGACCCUCGGGCCGUUAUGGCCAUACAAUCUCUACCAUUGGCUCUACCCUUUACGUUUUUGGUGGCCAACUUGAUGAUUACUUUUUUAAUGAUCUGAUUGCUUAUGACCUUUCCACCCUUCAAUCUCCAGAAACUAAAUGGACUUUUAUCCGUCCCUCAGGUCCUUCCCCACCCCCUCGCACAAACCACACUGUAGUCACUUUUGAGGAUAAACUAUACCUUUUUGGUGGCACAGACGGAAAACUCUGGUAUUGCGAUACUUGGUGCUACGAUCCUCGCAAAAACUCUUGGACAGAACUUGAUUGCGCAGGGUACAUUCCCUCGCCUUGCGAAGGUCAUUCUGCAACAAUUGUUGGAGAUAUUAUGUACAUUUUUGGUGGCCGGUCUUCUGAUGGAAAAGACCUGGGUUAUUUGUCUGCCCUCAAGAUUGCCUCGCGUAAAUGGUUUAGCUUCCAAAAUAUGGGACCUGGACCCACUCCUCGCUCAGGUCAUACUAUGAGCGCCUUUGCUGGCCACAAGAUUCUUAUUAUGGGCGGCGAGUCACCGGAAUUUGAUGACCAGGAUAUUACACCAACAAACACUGUUUACGUUUUGGACACAUCGCGCAUUAAUUAUCCGCCCUCAGCUAGCGAGUCUGCAGCAGGAGGUGUAAGAACUGGUGCAGCGACAACUCCAAGACAAGUAGAUGAUACUCAUGGAGAACUGCACGAACCUCAACAAGAGUCUCAGCAUGUACAGCCUCAGCAACAACAACAACAACAACAACAACAACAACAACAAAAUGUACAGCAACAAGUUGAUAAGCCAGAAUCAAGAGAGUUAGAUGGCAUUAAAGCAGUUCACCCGGAGGUUGUGACUGUGGCUGCUGCGACAGGACAAUCUUCUGAUGUUACCCCUAUCCUUACCCCUAUGCUCAUCAAAAGUCAGGAAGAGCCUAAAGAAGAUGCGGAAGAGUCUGUUCUUGUAACAGCUCUUUCUGAACUUAAACAAGAAGUCGAGGAGGUUCGUGAGAACCUCAAAGAACAAACUCUCGAAGCGUCACAGAAAAUUUCAGCUGUUGAAGCCGAACGCGACGAAGCACUUUCUCGUAUCAAAGUUUUAGAACAACAGUUACAAUCGGAAGGUUCACUUUCAACUAUUGGUGUUACUUCGCGGACUAUUCUUGAUGCAGACCCGAACCUUGAAAAAGUCAUGGCUAAGAAUGUAAGCUUGGAACAACAAGUCCACGAUUUAUCUGAUAAAUUGAUUUUGGCCAACCACGAAUCAUCCCUACUCAAGACCCAACUAGAAGACAUUCAGGGGCGGUUUAAAGUGAUUGAGGAUUCUACUGAGAGCCAUGUGAGCACACUAACUGCAGCAACUCUAACUUUGACUACAACCCAAUCACACCUUGCGGAAACUGAUAGGAUCUUGACAGCCAAGAAUGAAGAGUGCACAAGAGUUGUAGCAGAAAACGCGAGUCUCAAAUCCGAGCUGGAGUCUACCAGGGCUCAACUUGAAAUCUCACAGAAACAGCUCGAGGAAAGUAAGCAGUUUGCUUCAGGAAUUGUUGCAGAGAGUCAACGGAAUGUUGAUACUCUUAGCUCGAAUGUAGCAUCAAUUGCAGCCAUGUGGGCAGGCGCCAAGAUGUUUCAAAGGGUGAAAUCAUCCUCUCCGUCGGCUCGUGGUCUUGAUGAUGAAGAAGAGGACGGUGACAGUGAGACUGGAUUGUUACGACGACAGAUUGAAGAAGUUACUGCCAUGUACAAGAGCCAGCAAAAGACAAGUGCGGACGCAACGCGUGACCUAGCUCUGAUCAUGGACCAGGUUGCGGAUUUGAAGCAGCAAGUGGCCGAGUCCGAUACUCUGGUUAAGACGCUGCAAGAAAAGCUAGAUACAGCUGAGCAGGAUCUGACUAUACACCAAACACAACAACGUCAAUCUUCAGAGGAAAGCGAUGGUCGUGUUGCAACGCUUGAAUCACAGCUGGUGCGGUUGAAGCAAGAUAUGGCUGAAUACGAUGAAAAGUAUCGUGCGCUAGAAAGCGAGCACGACACAUCAUUGCAGUAUACCAACACAUCCGAAAAGGCCUUGCUUAAGACGCGUGAGGACUUGGCCAAGUAUAAAGAUCAGAAUGCUAAACUUCAGGAAGAAGUCAACAACCUAAAGCUUCAAAUAAAGGAUGAUGAUGAUGAAGCCGGGUCUGUGGGAGACAGCGAUAGCGUUACACGGAGCCUGACUUCUGGAGCUGGUGGUAGUGGGCGUUGGAACUCGCGGCAAAUUGAUUUGCAACUUCGUGAUUUGCGUGCACAGAUUAUUAUUUUGCAAGAGGAGCGGGAUGAUUUGCGUGGCAAGUCAUUGGAUCUGAAAAAGAAGCUGAUUACCCAAGAUGAAGAGCUGAAGGAUGCUCAGGAUCAAAUUGAGCGGUUGACCCGAGAGCGGCGGGCUCUUGGAGGUAGUGCGGUUUCAAUUUCCAAUAUUAAGACGUCACCAAGGACGCUCCAGAAUCACCCAAGCACACCGCCACGGUCAAACGGUAGCGGGUCCACGAGUGGUGGUCUAGGAGGGGGGAUUUACGAGACCCCAUUAGAGCGGCUGGCAGGGGCGGCGGCAGCAUCUGCUCAGUCGCCAGAAAGUCCAGUACACCCUGAGGAAGCUGACCAGACGCUGAGUGACUUGUCGAGCGAGCUGGAUCGGUUGCGGGAUGAAAGAGAACGAUUGAGCGGGGUGAUUAGCAAUAACGCAGCGACGGUUGGACAAAACGUGCAAGCGGUUCAGGCUACGAGUUCAGGAAAUUGA